Molecule: messenger RNA, 1713 nt
Organism: Amphibalanus amphitrite
Lineage: Eukaryota; Metazoa; Arthropoda; Thecostraca; Balanomorpha; Balanidae
Product: plectin-like
Exons: 2
Coding region: 1-1713 (570 amino acids)
Source: RefSeq, a predicted model, not a curated record
AUGGCCGAGGCGGAGCGACAAGCUGAGGCCGAACGGAACGCGGCCCAGCAGCGAGCGCGCCGGCAGAGGGAGGCGGUGAGGGAGGCCGAGGCCGCUCGCCAGCGGGAGCGCGCGGACGACGACCGGGUGCGACAGCUCAACGCCGAGAGGCAGCGCGCGUUCCGAGCCGCACAGGAGGAGGGAGCUAGGCGGGCGGAGUUGGAGGCCAACGCUGAGCGCCUCCGCCAGCAGCGAGCGGCGCAAGAUGAAGAGGCCAGGCGGGCGGAGUUGGAGGCCAACGCUGAGCGCCUCCGCCUGCAGCGAGCGGCGCAAGAUGAAGAGGCCAGGCGGGAGGAGUUGGAGGCCAACGCUGAGCGCCUCCGCCAGCAGCGAGCGGCGCAAGAUGAAGAGGCCAGGCGGGCGGAGUUGGAGGCCAACGCUGAGCGCCUCCGCCUGCAGCGAGCGGCGCAAGAUGAAGAGGCCAGGCGGGCGGAGUUGGAGGCCAACGCUGAGCGCCUCCGCCUGCAGCGAGCGGCGCAAGAUGAAGAGGCCAGGCGGGCGGAGUUGGAGGCCAACGCUGAGCGCCUCCGCCUGCAGCGAGCGGCGCAAGAUGAAGAGGCCAGGCGGGCGGAGUUGGAGGCCAACGCUGAGCGCCUCCGCCUGCAGCGCGAGGCGCAUGAGGAGGAAGCGACGCAGGCCGAGCGUGAGGCCACCGCGGCGCGCGUCCGUCAACAUCGCGAGGAACAGGACGAGGACGCCAGGCACGCUCAGCGUGCUGAAGACGCCCGGCGCCAUCAGCAGCAGCGCGCUGCCGCCCGUGCGAGGCCAGCCUCGCUUGCGGCCCGCCGACCGGCGGACGUUUUGUCCGGCGAGCAGGUGGUGGAGGCCGAUGAUGUCGGUGCGAUGGUGAAAAUAUACAUCAGUGACCCGCUGGCCGAAGAUCCGGAGGCUGAAGCGGCCAUUCGACUCGGUCAUGUGCGCCUGCCGGCAGCGACCUCUGCCGCCGUGCAGCACCGGCUGCUGGACCUGCUGGGACAGCUUCAGGCCAUGCUGCGCCAAGUCAACCCCUGGGUGCACGAUUUCAUCAUGGCUGCCGAGGUCCUGGCACGGGAGGUGGAACACCGGCAGCUGAUCAUCAGCGUUGCAGCCCGACCCGCCGGCGAGCACGCGCGCCGCUACAACGCCGCCGAGGGACUGCGCGAGGUGGCGGUCCUCAUGGGAGAGGAGCCCGGACAGCACGACCUGGUACUGCGCCGCCGAGCUGAUGGCGGGACCGGCGUGCUGCAGACCAUCGAUGAGAGCCACCGAGCGUGUGACCCACUCCAUUUCGUCCUCCUGUUUCCACUGGGGACUACAGGGUGGCACCCGGCGAUUGCUCAGGCGCCGCAGCCCGGCAGGGAGCGGCAGCGAAUGGUGACAACGCUCCAGUUUUACGCGUACCGGCUCCAGAUCAGGCCCCACCAGGACGACAGCCUCCACCGCGCCGGUCGCCUGUUUCAAGAGUUUGUCUGUAUGGCCUACGCCAAGGUCGAGGCCAUCCGGCUGAAGUACAUCUCCACUCACCAGCGCGAGAUCCGGGCGGACCUCUACCAGAGCGUCCGUGACGCCGUGGCGGCUGACGCGGAGCUCGGCCAGCAGGAGCAGCCCGAGGAGGGACGUGAGCAGGCUGGUGUACCGGUCGUCGGAGACGAGUCGUUCUGCCGGCUACUUUCAUCGGUGGACCCCGCCAUAUGA